AUGACAAAUAGUGACAAUAAAUGUUUAUCACCUCCAAUCUAUUUGGAUUAUAAUUCAACCACUCCUCUCCAUCAAGAUGUCAUUGAUGCCAUGAUACCUUAUCUUAAAUCAUUUGGUAAUCCUUCAUCAUCACACUAUUACGGGUUUGAAACAAAAUUUGCUGUAGAAUUAGCACGUAAACAAGUAUGUGAAUGCAUUUCAUGUGAUCUAGAUGAAUUAAUAUUUACUAGCGGUGGAACAGAAUCCAAUAAUUAUGCCAUUAAAGGUGCACUAAUGUCAAAAUAUCAAACAACUGAAAAGUAUCAUGUUAUUACAAGUAAAAUUGAACAUCCAUCCGUUUUAGAAGUGUUCAAAUAUUUUGAAAAUAAAGGAUAUUUUGACGUAGAUUAUUUAAACAUUAAACCAAAUGGUUUAGUAGAUUUAGAACAAUUAAAGUAUUUACUUAGAAAAAAUACAAUAUUUAUUAGUGUUAUGCAUUCAAAUAAUGAAAUUGGUACAUUACAACCGAUUAAACAAAUUACUUCUCUGUGCAAACAAUUUAAUCCAACGAUCAUCGUUCAUACCGAUGCUUCUCAAUCAAUUGGAAAAGUUUCUGUUAAUGUUAAUGAUUUAGGUGUUGAUCUACUCACAAUAUGUUCACAUAAAUUUUAUGGUCCAAAAGGAAUUGGUGCACUUUAUAUUCAUCACGGUGUUAAACUUGAUCCACUUUUCCAUGGUGGUGGACAUGAAAUGUGUAGAAGAUCGGGUACAGAAAAUGUUCUUGAAAUUGUAGGACUAGGUAAAGCAUGUGAACUAGUAACGAAAGAAUUAGAAGAUAGGAAUUUAUUAAUGAAAAGAAUGACAAAAAGAUUGUAUGAUGGUUUGGUAAAUAAAAUUGGAAAGAAUUUUAUACGAGUAAAUGGUGAUCAACAAUUAAAAUUACCCAAUACUUUGAAUAUAAGUUUUCCAAAUAUAGAGGCUAAUCAGAUAUUAAAUGAAAUUGGAGAUAAAGUUGCUAUAUCAACAGGGGCAGCAUGUCAUUCGACAAAUGAAAGUGCAUAUUCACCAGUAUUAAAAGCAUUAGGUUUAUCGUCUGAUAUUGCAAAAGGUACAAUUCGUUUGAGUACUGGUAUAUACACGACAGAAAAAGAAAUUGACAACGCUGUAAAAAUCAUGUCUGAUACGAUAAAUAAACUAAAACCUGAUCAAUUGUCAAAUGAUACUACAACAGAGGAGGUAGAAAUAAAACUAACAUCAUUAACAAAAGGUAUGGGUUGUGGUUGUAAAUUGCGUCCAAAAGAUUUAAAUUCAAUUUUAAAUCAAAUUCCAAAACAAUUCCCAAAUCCAAAUGUUCUAGUGGGUAGUGAUACUUGUGAUGAUGCAGGAGUUUAUAAAUUGAGAGAUGAUUUAGCUAUUGUACAAACAACAGACUUUUUUACUCCUAUCUGUGAUAAUCCAUUUGAUUUUGGCCGUAUUGCAUGUGCUAAUGCCAUAUCAGAUAUUUAUGCUAUGGGUGGUACACCAAUAAGUGCAUUAAAUUUAGUCAUGUUUCCAAGUGGAAAAUUACCGUGGUCAGUGUUGAAACGUAUUCUCGAGGGAGCACAAGAAAAAGCCCAAGAAGCCGGCGUUUAUAUUCUCGGUGGACAUUCAAUUAUUGAUCAGGAACCAAAGUUUGGUUUGGCUGUAACGGGUACAAUACAUCCAGAUAAAGUAUGGAAAAAUUCAACAGCUAAAGCAGGUAAUUAUUUAUGUUUAACAAAACCUAUUGGCACAAGUAUCAUACAGACUGGUGUUAAACGUCAAAUAAUUAAUGAUGAAAAUCUUCAGUCGUUGGCUAUUGAAACAAUGGCACGUUUAAAUAAAUAUGCCUGCGAAUGUUUACGAGAUAAUGAUAUUCAGGUUAAUGUUUGCACUGAUGUCACCGGUUUCGGUUUACUUGGUCAUUUGAAAGAAGUUUGUUUGGGAUCUCAUGUCGGUGCUCAAGUUUAUGCACAAUCCGUCCCAUUGAUAGAUCAUGAAAAAAUUGCUGAAAAAUAUGGUCGAAUGAAUGAAUGUAUUAGUGGAGGUACAUCGGCAAAUUUUGAAUUUACCAAAGAUGUUGUUGAUUAUGAUACGACGUUACAAGAACAUUGGAAAAUGAUACUGAAUGAUGCACAAACAAGUGGUGGAUUAUUGUUUGGAAUUGAGAAACAAGAUUUAGAGAAAACAUUGAAUGCAUUUAAAGAAAAGCAAGUGUUUAUUCAAUGUAUCGGACAGUUUGAUGAACAUAAUGCAACAAAUUCAUCAUCAAUGAUUCGUGUUAAGAAUGAGAAAUUGUUCCAAUAA
Didymodactylos carnosus is the source of this 2304-nucleotide messenger RNA. The record is from the annotation of a GenBank genome assembly. Lineage: Eukaryota; Metazoa; Rotifera; Eurotatoria; Philodinida; Philodinidae.